This is a messenger RNA of Dicentrarchus labrax (European seabass), 2592 nucleotides long. RefSeq names its product probable G-protein coupled receptor 82. Gene Ontology annotation, biological process: G protein-coupled receptor signaling pathway. The record is from RefSeq and is a predicted model, not a curated record. The transcript is spliced from 4 exons. Lineage: Eukaryota; Metazoa; Chordata; Actinopteri; Moronidae. Bases 113 to 1333 code for a protein of 406 amino acids. Gene Ontology annotation, cellular component: membrane. Gene Ontology annotation, molecular function: G protein-coupled receptor activity.
CGGUUCCAUAUCUCAUUUAAUAAGAAGAAGUAAGGUACAGACAAGCUUCGUAUAGAGGCAGCUGUUACAUACAGCUUUUAAUAAACUCAUCAGAGCUCCUGUCAGAGAUCAAAUGGACGAUACAGCGUACACUUUUCCACCAGAUAACAUUUCCUUCUCCUCCUCUGUUCUCUCCCUCUGCCCCACCGCUGCCACACUCUUCUUCCUCCCCUCUGUCUACACACUCCACUUCCUCACAGCUCUCCCAGGCAACAUGCUGUCUUUGUGGGUGUUCCUCCGGUGCAUCUCCACCAUCUCUUCCACCCACAUUUAUCUGUCCCACCUGAGUAUCUCCAAUCUGAUGCUGUGCCUCACCACCCCCUUCCUUGCAGCCUACUUUGCCUGGGGCUCAGUCUGGACACUGAGUGGCAUCCUGUGUCAACUGGUCCUGCACGGUAUCACUCCAGUGCUCCACAUUAACAUCUACAUAAGCCUCAUGAUGCUCACUUGCGUGGCCCUCAGUCGCUUUGCAGCCCUCAUCCAAAACACCCAUGCCUCCAGGCCGAGCGCCUUCAAAACGCUACUGCCACAGAGCUUCUUCACCUCUCUCAGAAGGUCGUCCUUUGCCAGCAGGGUGUGUGCCACAGUGUGGGUGCUGGCGGUAGGUGGUAUCGUGCCAGUGACAGUUUACUACUCAGUGAACGAAGCUUUGAGCGCCAACGCUUCAGCAGCCAGCAGGGACCGAGAGGCUGAGAAAGGAGGACGUGUAGAGGUGUGCUACAACCCUACGGUGGAAAUAGGGGGCAAACUGUCUGCAGCUUUGGUUGUGCCUGUUAUAACGCUGUUCUUUGUGUUUUACCUGCUGCUGCUGCUUUCCUACAUGACAGUGUUGAGACAUAUAGGACGCUCACGUCGCAGCACAAACGUCACCACUUCCCAGAGCUUGCUGGGUAGGACAUUCCGAAAAAUCGUGGUCAUCCAGGUUGUUCUUUCAGUUUGUUUGCUGCCAUACCACAUCUUCAAACCCAUUUUCAUUUCUCUGGCACAUGAUGAACGUCAGCUGACAUAUUCACCUGGUCCCAACCACUGUCACCCACUCUCCACCUUGAUCGAGCUCAAGAACUGCCUGUUGCUUCUGGCUGCACUGAGAGGUUCAACUGAUCCCUUGAUGUAUUUCCUAUUAGACAAGACCUUCCGUCAUGAAACCUUCAGACUUUUACGUUGCAACCACAACAAACCAAGCAGGCAGAAGUGUUGGUCAGUUAGGGGAAGUACCAGUCAGAAGGCUGCAGAAUUGGGGGAUGGUAAUGUGCCUACUGCCACUGUGAACAUAAGUCAUGAAAGUGUUUUGUAGCUGGCAAUCUGUUCUUGUGAAAGAAGCCUGAUGUUUAAAGCUCAUAAUCCUGGGAGUCUAGUGGUAAAGACGCAUUCUAGCCAGGGACGAAAAAUCUUUUUUUUUUGUGUUUUGUAUGCUUUCCGUAGUUUGUCCUUUAUACCUGUAAAAUACUUUUAAUGCGACAAGAUCUACGGGAAGAAACAUGAUAUAAUUUUCAAGUAUACAUGCAGAGGUUUGUAGAGCAACCACCAUGUGCAACAGAAGCCUAUUAAUAUUUGAUAUCCAUGUGUUAUAAACCUUGUUCAGUAAUUGUGUGUAAAUUAUUGAUGAAGGCUUCCCAAGUGUGUACUGUACUGGUGUUUGUGCAGAAGGUGUGUGAGCCUGUAUUGGGAGAGUUUUCAAGGCGACAAUGGGCAUCAUGCAGAAGCGAUAUAUGAACAAAUGUUCUUAGGUUUGUUCAUAUGCAUUUUAGUGACCAAUAAAAAAAAACAUUCAACUGUCUUUCCAAGGAAACAUAAGUUUUAAAUAAAAAGCUGCAGGAAUAUCAUAUAAUCAAAGUUACAUUAUUAUGUUUUACAUUAAUUAUCCGAACCUCAAAAUUAUGAUCAACCUGUAUUAAGAGUGUUUAUCUAAUUCUGUUAUAACUGUAUAACUGUAACUAUAGAUGCUUGGCUUCUUGAUCACAUGGUAGUCACGUUAGUCUGCAUUGUAACUGUUACUUGAGUGUACUUGUUUGGACAAACUAUCUGUAAAUAGGCAACAUUAAAAUAUGUUGAAUACCAUUUCUAGUUCUAAUUUUUGCAAGAAAAAAAUGAACUAAGUCACACUUGCUUCCCCCAAUUAACGUAACCUGUGGUAGAUUAAUUGAAGACAUUUUUUCGCUUAUUUGCUGAAACCAAUUCCUCACUGAAUGAUCGCCACUGUUUUCCUUAUAAUUCUCCCAAUUUUUCAGCUUCAUAACAGAUGCCAGAGGCCUGUAAACCUUGUGUAUUUGGUGCAUAUAUAGGUGUGUGUGCCUGUGAGAGUGUAUGCAUGCUUUCAUUCGUUUCUGUGAGAAAGACAGGAGUCUCCCUAGAGUUGGCAUUAGUUCCAGUGGUUGUCUAUUAUUGUUAAAGGCACAGUGACAGAUUAUUGCUUCUGUUUGUUCAAGCAAAAUGCUCUCAGACAUGAAAGUUCAUUGCUACCGGCACUCUUAGGAGUGUGUGAGGCUAGUGCCAGCUGACAAACAGCACUUUUAAAAGUUAUCAGUUUAUCAAUAAAAGGUUCUUCAGACAGUG